AUGAUUUUGACAACAGUUAGAUUAAGUUGUAGACCAGUUGUCAUUCCUCGUCUCUUCAAUCGUUCAUUUAGUCAAUCUUUUACGACUUUGAAGAAAAAAAGUUCUACCCCUGCUGAAAAAGUCGAAGAAGAUGAAGUUGACGUAAAUGAACUGCUGAAAAAAGCAGAAGCACAAUUUAAAAGAACUUUAGAAACACAGAAACAGAAACUAAAUGAAAUAAAACAGGGAAAUUUUAAUCCCAAGGUAUUCAAUAGUUUAGUAUUCAAAAAUAACAGAAAAUUCACAGAUAUUGCUACCACAUCCUUGAAAGGUAAAAAUGCACUUUUAAUAACAGUCUUCGAUCCCAAAGAUGUGAAAACUGUAGUCAGUGGGGUACUUGCUGCGAACCUAAAUUUAACUCCUGAAAGAGUCCCAAAUAACGAUUUGCAAUUGAAAGUUUCACUACCACCACCAACUACAGAAUCCCGGUUAAAAGUAGCUAAAGAUUUAAAGAGAGUUUUUGAAGAAUAUAAGCAAUCGUCAUUAAAAGACUCAUUAGGAACUAUCAGGGGUGGUAUUUUAAAGGAAUUCAAAAGCUUUAAAAAGGAUGAUGCCGUUAGAAAAGCUGAGCGGGAUUUGGAAAAACUACAUAAAGAUUACGUGAACAAGCUACAUGACCAAUUCCAGCAAGUGGAGAAAAGUGUUGUAAAAUGA
Saccharomyces paradoxus is the source of this 693-nucleotide messenger RNA. It is a transcript of the gene RRF1, whose product is annotated as Rrf1p. Gene Ontology annotation, cellular component: mitochondrion. The record is from RefSeq and is a predicted model, not a curated record. Gene Ontology annotation, molecular function: ribosomal large subunit binding. The transcript has a single exon. Lineage: Eukaryota; Fungi; Ascomycota; Saccharomycetes; Saccharomycetales; Saccharomycetaceae. Bases 1 to 693 code for a protein of 230 amino acids. Gene Ontology annotation, biological process: translation.